AUGACUUCUGAUAUGGCACAGAGUUUGAGAUCAAGCAGGUCUUCAUUUGGUUCUGCUAAUGGAUUUGAAACCCCUUCACACAACUCAUUUGCCACGUCAAAUGGAGAUGAUUAUGAUUCAGAUAGUUCCAAUUUUGCCCCACCCACGCCCAACACCUUAUCGUCGGGAAUACCGCCCGAACUUGCCGGUGCUAUACCAUUGCUUGAUAAAUUCCAGGUGGAGGGUUUCCUGAGGGCCAUGCAGAAACAGAUUCACUAUGCUGGUAAACGUGGUUUCUUCUCUAAAAAGACAUCAGGAUCACAGACUCGAGAAAAAUUCACGUUUGAGGAUAUGUUGUGCUUCCAGAAGGACCCCAUCCCAACUUCGCUGCUGAAACUAAACAGUGAUCUUGUUAGCAGAGCAGUUAAGAUGUUCCAGAUUAUCUUGAAGUAUCUGGGAGUUGAUUCCUCUGAUCAAGCUUCUCCAACAAGUUUAGAUGAACGCACACAGCUUGUUAGCAAAUUAUACAAGCAUGCUAUGAAGCGUUCUGAACUGCGAGAUGAACUUUUUACACAAGUUUCAAAGCAGACAAGAAAUAAUCCCUAUAGGCAAUCUCUGAUGAAAGCUUGGGAACUAAUGUAUUUAUGCGCAUCCUGCAUGCCUCCUAGCAAGGAAAUUGGUGGCUAUUUGUCAGAGUAUGUACAUACUGUUGCACACAGUGUUAGUAGUGAUUCUGAGGUUCAAGUACUUGCAAUGAAUACAUUAAAUGCUUUGAAGCGUUCUGUUAAGGCUGGACCAAGGCAUAUAAUACCUGGACGUGAAGAGAUUGAAGCUCUUUUAAUGGGUAAAAAGCUUACAACUAUAGUAUUCUUCCUGGAUGAGACUUUUGAAGAGAUUACAUAUGACAUGACCACAACUGUAGCUGAUGCUAUUGAGGAACUCGCAGGAAUAAUCAACUUAUCAGCAUAUUCUAGCUUUAGUUUGUUUGAGUGUCGCAAGGCAUUUGCUGGUUCUAGAACACCAGAGCCUGGAAACGAGGAGCACAUUGGUUUAGAUGAUAAUAGGUAUAUUGGGGAUCUACUUGCGGACUUUAAGGCAUCAAAAGACCGGAGCAAAGGAGAGAUUCUGCAUUGUAAAUUGACUUUCAAAAAGAAGUUAUUUCGGGAAUCAGAUGAAGCUGUUACAGACCCAAUGUUUGUGCAGUUAUCCUACGUCCAAUUACAACAUGAUUAUGUGCAAGGCAAUUAUCCUGUUGGAAGGGAUGAUGCUGCACAACUAUCUGCUCUGCAGAUUUUAGUUGAGAUUGGAUACCUUGUUUCUCCUGAAUCAUGCACGGAUUGGACAUCUCUGCUAGAACGAUUUCUACCCAGACAAAUUGCUAUUACUCGAGCAAAGAGUGACUGGGAACUAGAUAUUCUCUCUCGUUACCGCUCAAUGGAAAAUUUGACAAAAGAUGAUGCUAGACACCAGUUUCUGCGAAUCUUGAGAACACUCCCUUAUGGGAACUCAGUUUUCUUUGCUGUUCGUAAAAUUGAUGAUCCCAUUGGUCUUUUGCCUGGAAAAAUAAUUCUAGGGAUUAAUAAGCGUGGAGUUCAUUUCUUUCGCCCAGUUCCAAAGGAGUAUCUACAUUCUGCAGAAUUGAGGGAUAUAAUGCAAUUUGGCAGCAGUAACUCUGCUGUAUUCUUUAAGAUGAGAGUUGCUGGCAUCUUGCACAUAUUUCAGUUUGAAACUAAGCAGGGAGAAGAAAUUUGUGUUGCCCUUCAAACUCAUAUAAAUGAUGUUAUGUUACGGCGCUACUCCAAAGCACGUGCUCUAGCCAAUGUUUCAACUAUUGGACAUCUUCCUGAUAAUGUUAGACCUCAUAACAUGGACAUCAAUGAGAAACGGGUUCAGGAGUUGUCUAAAUCUCUUGAAGAAUCAGAGAAAAAAUCUAGCCAAUUGCAAGAAGAUGUCCAUGAAAAGCAAAAACAGGAAAUUAAGAUGAAAGAAGAACUGGAGAAUUUGAAAGAGGAAUUCAGGUCUCAACAGCAAUAUUUAGAAGAAAUUAUAAAUGAACGCGAUAAACUGAGAUCAUUAUGUGAUGAAAAGGAUUCAGCACUUCAGGCUACAAUCUUGGAGAAACAAAACAUGGAAGUCAGGCUUCCUAAGGUAAGUAGUCAAGGAUUGAAAAACAAUAUCAGGAAGGAGCUGACAGAAGCAAAUAACCAGGUCUUACACAAGACUCAAGAUGAAUUGAAAGCACGCGAUGCAGAGUUGCAUGCUGUAGAAGAGUCAAGAAGGAAACUUUUAAGUGAAAAAAUAUCUCUUGCAGAAAGACUUACAAGGCUUGAAAGGAAAAAUGCUGAAGAGAUUGCGGUAAUCGAGGGAAGCUUCGAAAAGGAACGCAAGGCCUUGAAGCUUCGUAUUUCUGAACUUGAAAAGAAGUUGGAAGAGCUUACAAAAGAUUUGGUGAUUGCACAAUCAGCGAUUGGAGCUAAAGACAUUGAGUUGUCUUCCUUACAAACUAAUCUGAGGGAAUUGGAGGACCUGAGAGAAAUGAAGGAGGAUAUCGAUAGGAAAAAUGAGCAAACUGCUGCAAUCUUGAAGAUGCAAGGUGCUCAAUUGGCUGAGAUGGAGGCACUUUACAAGGAAGAGCAAGUUUUGAGGAAACGGUAUUUUAACAUCAUAGAAGACAUGAAAGGCAAAGUUCGAGUCUACUGUCGAUUGAGGCCUCUUAGUGGAAAAGAAAUCUCAGAGAAGGAAAGAUCUGUUCUAACAAAUGUUGACGAGUUCACAGUCGAGCAUAUGUGGAGAGAUGAUAAAGUAAAACAACACAUGUAUGAUCAUGUUUUCGAUGGGGAUGCCACUCAAGAGGACGUUUUUGAGGAUACAAAGUACUUGGUACAAUCUGCCGUUGAUGGAUACAAUGUCUGUAUAUUUGCAUAUGGACAAACUGGUUCAGGGAAGACAUUCACCAUUUAUGGAUCUGAGAGCAAUCCUGGGCUCACUCCACGCUCUAUUUCCGAACUUUUUAGAGUUUUGAAAAGAGAUAGUAAUAAGUUUUCCUUCACUUUGAAGGCAUAUAUGUUGGAGUUAUAUCAAGAUACACUUAUAGAUCUUCUACUACCAAAGCAUGCAAAGCGUUUGAAAUUGGAUAUCAAAAAAGAUUCAAAGGGCAUGGUUGCUGUGGAAAAUGUAACAGUUGUAUCCAUUUCAUCAUAUGACGAACUUAGAACUAUUAUCCAGAGAGGAUCUGAACAGCGUCAUACUACUGGGACUCUAAUGAAUGAGCAAAGUUCAAGAUCACAUCUUAUACUAUCAGUUGUUAUAGAGAGUACCAAUCUUCAAACUCAAUCUGUUGCUAGAGGAAAGUUAAGCUUUGUGGAUCUUGCUGGUUCUGAAAGAGUGAAAAAGUCUGGCUCUUCUGGCGGUCAGCUAAAGGAAGCUCAAAGCAUUAACAAAUCGCUUUCAGCUCUUGGGGAUGUAAUUGGUGCUUUGUCUUCUGGCAAUCAACACAUCCCCUACAGAAACCACAAAUUGACCAUGUUGAUGAGUGAUUCUCUCGGUGGCAAUGCUAAAACACUGAUGUUUGUCAACAUAUCUCCAGCUGAAUCAAAUUUGGAUGAGACAUACAACUCUUUAAUGUAUGCAUCAAGAGUAAGAUCAAUUGUGAAUGACCCGAAUAAAAAUGUAUCGUCUAAAGAAGUGGCUCGUUUGAAAAAGCUAGUGGCAUAUUGGAAGGAGCAGGCUGGGCAAAGGGGGGAUGAUGAAGAACUGGAAGAAAUCCAAGAAGAGCGAAUCAAGAAAGAGAAAACUGAUGGUGGUCGCUAUUCAUGA
Molecule: messenger RNA, 3795 nt
Organism: Fraxinus pennsylvanica
Lineage: Eukaryota; Viridiplantae; Streptophyta; Magnoliopsida; Lamiales; Oleaceae
Source: the annotation of a GenBank genome assembly